CUAUUAAAAGUGAAAAUGUUGAUAAAUUCGCAGUUCUAGGUCUCUCUCCUCUCUCUCAUCCGUCUUCUCUCUCCUAGGGCUUUCUCUCUCCUCUCUCUUCUCUCUCCUCUCUCCAGAAGGGCAAAAACCCUAAAGAGCUGUUUUAGUUGUACAACUCCCCAAGUAAGGUUUUCUUUUCGGGUCCCUUGGGUUGCUGAGGAAAUGUCGGGAUUAUCGAAAGCUUGGAUCUUGAAACCCUGAAUGUUUUAUGCCCAACGCAAUGAGAAAAAGAAAAUGGAAAAGGUUAAUCGUCUGCUAUUUAGCAAUUUAGCUUGGUUAUAUUGGGAUUUUCGUAUUUUGGAUAGCACGAUGAUUAAAAAUAAAAUAAAAGCAUCAUACAAUAAUUUUGGAUUUUUUUUCAAUCCUCCAUUUGCUCAGUAAGCAAAUGCAUAAAAAUGGAAACGGACGUGUGGUGCUGUUUUUUUUUUUUUUCCCUCAGGCAUCUCUGGUUCUUUGUUCAACUUAGUUGUUUUCUUGAACUUUGCUUGAGAAACCUUCGUUUCAGUGUUUUGCCUUCCCUUCUAUGCCUUGUGUUUGAUUUCUGUAACUUUGAAGAUUAGGCCUUGUUCACCUGUUUUUACCUUUAUGCUCUAUUUGUUAGAGGACUAAAAAGGGGAAAAGGUUUUGGAAUUUUUGUUUCAUGAUUUUCAUUAAUAAAACAGAAAUGGAUAUUAUGUUUUGAUUCCCAAAAAAAAAAAAAAAGGAAAAACUAAAACUUGUAUUAGGCUAUGCUGGGUGGGGAGAGGUUUUUUCUUUUUAUCAUUUUUUGGCUUUAGUUGCCAAAUAAUGAAAAGAGUUUCUGGAAUCAAAACUUUUAUUUGAUUUCCAUUUCUUUCCCUUCCCAGUUGUUUUAUUCAGGUCUUGAGGGUUUUGUGCAUGAUGGUUAUUACCGGACUACAAAGCCACUAAUUGUUACUUGGAAUAAUUGUUACCUGCAAACCUGAUAAAGAUUGCAUCUUUUUAUUGUUACUUCCUCAACCUGUAGUUCUCUAAUGGAUGAUGAUGGGGGAUUGAACAUGCGCAAUUGGGGAUAUUACGAACCGGCCUUUAAAGGGCAUCUCAAUCUGCAGCUCAUGUCAUCCGUGGCAGAGCGUGACACUAAACCCUUUUUACCUGGCCGGGAUUCUCCCUUGAUGGUUAGUGCCAAUGGAGCCUUUCACCCAAGGGAUUGCAUGGUUUCUGAAGCACCAGUACACAUGGACUAUGUGAGAGACAGUUGGAUAAACCAGAGGGAUAAGUUCCUAAAUAUAUUACCUGGAAACUCAAAUUUUCAGGUUCUUCCAGAAGCUCCCCUUGGAAAAGAGAAGUUUUACCAUUCGACCGAAGCUCAUCCCAUGCAGAUUAUACAGCAGCCUGAACCAUCAAAAGAUGAGAGGGUUGGCAGGAUGGAAGAUUCAGACCUUAAAAAGGAAGGCGGCCCUUUGAAGAAAAGGACAGGUGGUGGAGCCCCUAAAACCCCAAAAAUUAGGAAGACUAAGAAGGGGCCUUCUGUGCCAAAGGAUGGUACUAACUCUUCUGUUCAACGUGUGAAACCAGCGAAGAAAAAUAUGGAUGUUGUCAUAAAUGGGAUUGAUAUGGACAUUUCUGGUAUUCCUAUACCUGUUUGCUCAUGCACAGGAAACCCACAGCAAUGUUAUCGUUGGGGAUGUGGUGGUUGGCAAUCAGCUUGUUGUACCACAAGUAUAUCAAUGUAUCCGUUGCCUAUGAGCACCAAACGGCGUGGCGCAAGGAUAGCUGGACGGAAAAUGAGUCAAGGUGCGUUCAAGAAGGUGUUGGAGAAACUUGCAGCUGAAGGUUACAAUUUUGCCAACCCAAUAGAUUUGAGGCGUCACUGGGCAAAACAUGGUACCAACAAGUUCGUAACAAUCAGGUAGAUUUGCAUGGUGGGUAAAGUUACCGGGAGGCAGGUUGCAUUUGGUCUGUUUCACCUGUAUAUAUCUAUGGCCUUUUGCAGUGGUUUAUCAGAUACUUUUCCAGUCCAUGAAUUUUCACAGUCAUGAUACAUGUUUUUGAAAUUCAGACAUCUGUGGUUCUUGAGAACUGUUGUUAGUUUUCCUUUUCUGCUUGUGUUUCAAGGGCUACCAAUAUUUUCUGCCCUCCAGGAUUUAGGAUUAUGGACAAAUUAUUAUUUACUGGAUCCUUUUGGAGUAAUCUCCUUUAAUCGUUAAAUCUAACAUUUGGGAGAAGCAAUUGAAUGCUCAUUUCUCCAAUUUUGUUUCA
This is a messenger RNA of Vitis vinifera (wine grape), 2259 nucleotides long. Its product is annotated as GAGA-binding transcriptional activator BBR/BPC1-like. Gene Ontology annotation, cellular component: nucleus. Gene Ontology annotation, molecular function: sequence-specific DNA binding; DNA-binding transcription factor activity. NCBI's taxonomy places the organism in Eukaryota, Viridiplantae, Streptophyta, Magnoliopsida, Vitales, Vitaceae. Gene Ontology annotation, biological process: response to ethylene. The transcript is spliced from 2 exons. The coding region runs from base 1032 to 1913 and encodes 293 amino acids. The record is from RefSeq and is a predicted model, not a curated record.